UGCCUCCCUACAAGAUGCUCUCAGGGACUCUUAUACGCACAUGAAGGCUACUUUUCCUCAUUUAGACCGGCAAACAUUCAUGUUGUUGGACUACUGCUGUCGUUGCUGUGGAGUCACACUCAUAAAACGCCAUGGACCCUUCUCCCUCAAGACUACACCCAGCGACACCUUGGUUGUCCUGCAGAAUCUGCUAAUGUGCAUGGUGUGCUUCUACUCUCUCUACUACAUUGUGGUCAGUCUUUGCAUUGGACUCUUCAGGGUUCACGAGAUCAACAGCUUGUUAACGCCAUUUGACUACACAACACAACCGUCAUGGCAGAACCCCAAGUACUUGGUUGGGGUCAUUUCCACAGAAGUGACUUAUGUUUUAGGAGGGCUGGUGUUCGCGUGGAUUGUGGAGGAGUGGGUCUGGGAUUAUGCAAUAACUGUCACGCUGCUGCACGUUGGGAUGACUGUAGCAGUGAUGUCAGAUUUCCCUUCUGCCGAGCAUUGGUGGAUCGCUCUGGGUUCGGGCCUGGUCAUGAUGAUAUUCGGAGGACAGCUCCUGGCCUACAAACUCUUCAGGAACAACUUUGUCUAUCCUGCUGAACUGCAGAACUUCUAAUAAAAACAAGGAAAGCUUUUAACUGGCUUAAUGGGUAAUCCCAGGUCAGAAGUGUGCCAGUCAGUUCUCCUUCCGUUUCACUGUUUAAUCCAUGUUUAUGCUGGUGUAGCAAAGUAAAGCCUUGCGGAUAAGAACAUAAACGUACAUGUAUAUUGUUUGUAUUUCAUAGCAUGGAUUAGGCAGUAGGCUGCUCCGAACUGUUAAAAUAGCUUCACUUUGCCUAUUGAGCGCCACUUUUUUACUUAUUAAAAGUACUAUUUUGUAUUGUCUAUUAUCAAACAUCUUUCAAUCAGCCAACUUUGAGAGAACCAGGUAAUACUUUAUAGCUGAAACAUUUGUAAAUCUAUUGAUAAUUAUUUGCUAAUGCUUAUUUCUGACAUCACUGUACUUGGGAAUAUAACUCAUAACAGACUUACAUUUUGUAAUAAAAAAUAUCAAGUACAUAAAGAGA
Molecule: messenger RNA, 1055 nt
Organism: Poeciliopsis prolifica (blackstripe livebearer)
Lineage: Eukaryota; Metazoa; Chordata; Actinopteri; Cyprinodontiformes; Poeciliidae
Gene: tmem244
Product: transmembrane protein 244
Exons: 6
Coding region: 41-604 (187 amino acids)
Source: RefSeq, a predicted model, not a curated record